AUGGACGCCCAAGCCUACCUUCUCCGCCACGGCUGGUCCGGCCCCGGCAACCCCCUCAACCCGAACCGCCGCCCCGGCACACACGGCGGUCUGGGCCUGACGAGGCCGAUUCUCGUUGCGCGACGCCAAGGCAACCAAGGCGUGGGGAAGAAGACCACCAAGGAUCCCACGAAUCAAUGGUGGUUGCGGGGUUUCGAGGACGCGCUGAAGGGCGUGGGCGAUGAGAACAAGAGUGCGGGGGAUGCGAAGCGCACGCCGAAUGCGUUGACGAGUGAGCUGUAUCGGUAUUUUGUGAGGGGGGAGACGGUUCCUGGGACGCUGGGGAAUAAAGACAAGAAGGAGGACGGGGAAAGUAGGAAGAGGAAGGCUGGGGAGGAUGAUGAGGAUGCUGAUGGGAAGAAGAAGCGGAAGAAGGGGGAGGAGACUAAGGAGGAGAGACGGGUGAGGAGGGAGGAGAAGAGGAAGAGGAAGGAGGAGAGGGCGAAGAGAAGAGAGGAGAGGAAGAAGAGGAGGGAGGCGAAGGAGGCUAGGAGGGCGGAGAGGAGGGAGAAGAAGGAGAAGAAGAGGUUGGUGAAGGAGGAGAAGAAGAAGAGGAAGGCUGGUCCAGAGAAUGAGUAUCCCACGCCGCCGGAGACGGAGGUGGAACAGACGGAGUCAAGCGGAAGGGAUGAGUCGGUGGAAAAAGUGAAGAAGGUGAAGAAGGACAAGAAGGAGAAGAAAACGAAGCGAGAGAUUUCUACGUCUGAUGACGAGUCAAAGAAAAAGAAGUCGAAAAAGUCCAAGGAUGAGACGGUGUCCUCGAAGUGA
Molecule: messenger RNA, 807 nt
Organism: Aspergillus niger
Lineage: Eukaryota; Fungi; Ascomycota; Eurotiomycetes; Eurotiales; Aspergillaceae
Exons: 1
Coding region: 1-807 (268 amino acids)
Source: RefSeq, a predicted model, not a curated record